Molecule: messenger RNA, 1068 nt
Organism: Rotaria socialis
Lineage: Eukaryota; Metazoa; Rotifera; Eurotatoria; Philodinida; Philodinidae
Source: the annotation of a GenBank genome assembly
AUGCAACUCUUCGUGUAUUUGAUAGCUGGUAGCACUAUUACAAUCGAUUGCGAAGACAGUGAUACGAUCGAGGAGAUCAAACGCAAGAUCGAAAGCAGAACGAGUAUAUCAAAUGAUCAUCAACACCUGUUCUUCAAUAAUGUUCAGCUUGAAGAUCAUCGCAUUCUGUCGGAUUUAGGCAUUCGUCAUAACUCCACUGUACACCUAAUGAAGAAAUUUCGACAUGGCUGUUUCCUACCCGAUACACUCAUUUCACUUUCUAAUGGAACCAAAAAAUGCAUUGGCGAGAUUCAAGUGGGUGACAGUUUACUUGCAUUUAGGUCGUUUGGUGAAAUUGUCACUACAUCGGUUGAAGAAGUGUUUGUUUAUGAUGUCGAUGAAUACAUCGAAUUAAAUGUUGGACAAAAUGUGCUAUGCGUAACACAAGAACAUCCAUUCUUCAUCGGAAACGGAAAAUUUUGUGCACUUAGGAAACUUCACAUCAACGAUUGCAUCCACAGUUUAGUCGAUGGCUGUCUUCAAGCAAAAUCAAUCAUAAGCAAGAAAACUAUUGUUGCUCCAGCGACACGUGUCUACAAUUUGCGCACUGCCGACCCACACACAUAUUUUGCUAAUGGCGUUGCUGUUCAUAACAAGUUAGGUCUAUAUUAUGUCGAUGCGAGCGAUACGGCUGGUCUCACAUGUCAUGAGUGGAAUUCCGAUAGUCCUGAUUCAGACUCAACCAAUAGCGGUCUUUCUGUUGAGGCUCUGUGUACCAAUUCACACUGUGUAGUCUAUCAAAAGACAGUGAUUAUCAAUAUCGGAUAUGGACAAUUCGAUCUUGUUGGUAGCACCAACGCUUAUGUAUCGAAGUGCCCAGUAUGUGGCCACCAUGCCGAACCGAAAACAUGUGCUUUUAAUAAUUGUAAAUGGCGAUGGUGGGGUAUCCAGCAACCUAAAGACGGCAUGCCACCCAAACGACUUUCGGCAGACUGGAAAGUUGCUGACAAUGCCUAUCAUCGGUUCAAAAAUGAUGGAAAUGGUUUAUCCCGAUGGCGAAAACUAUUUUUCGAAGCCCAAAAGAAUUGA